AUGGCAAAAGAGAUUACGGUGCGACAGCUGUCAGGCAAGGAUCCGUUUCAAGUGUCGAGAGACAUGAAUGUCCGUGAGUUCAAAAGGGAGCUGCAUGGGUGGCUGCCCUGUGGAGAUGAGUCGCAGCGCAACAUGAGCUCGGUGGAAGUGAUUGUUGGAGACAACCGCCUGUUGAACAACGAAGAAUUGCUGUCAGAGGCCAUCCCAGCAGAAGUUACGGCCUUUCUCAGCUUGAAGCCAGUGACGUGUUGCAGCUUCUCAACGAACUUGCGUGGUGAACAUUCCAAUUUCCGUGACCGAGAUACCGAAAUGUGCCUUCCAAGGUUGCAGCUCAUUGGCACUUGUGCUCAUCCCGAACUCCGUGACCGAGACAGAAGACUGGGCCUUCCAAGGUUGCAGCUCAUUGGCACACGUGUUCAUCCCAGUUUCAGUGACCGAGAUAGGAUUUUGCGCCUUUCAAAUUUGCGGCUCGUUGGCAAACGAUUCCGUGACUGA
Messenger RNA from Effrenium voratum, 495 nucleotides. The record is from the annotation of a GenBank genome assembly. NCBI's taxonomy places the organism in Eukaryota, Dinophyceae, Suessiales, Symbiodiniaceae.